UUAUCUAUAGUACUAAUACUAGUACAGUUCGGUGCCGUCGAGUUAAAAUAGUACUUUUUAAUUGACAAAUUUUGAGGUUAGUUUAAAAAAAUUAUGGAUGCAGACUCUUUAACCAAACUUAAUAACUCUAUUGCUCAAUAUUUACUGUCAGAAAAUGAUUCUUCAGACAUGGAUGGAUGGACAGUGUCAGAAAAUACAGUAGCUGGCCGGGGUCUAAUAGCCACAAAAAAUUACAACCCGGGUGAAGUGAUAUUCAUGGAUGUACCUUUGAUCAAAUCUCCAAGAGUAUUACUGAAUAAUGAAGCAAAUAAAAAUCUAAUAUGCGCAGUAUGUUUUCAGAAUGGUCCACUUCAAGCUUGUUCCGGAGGAUGUCGUUGGCCAGUGUGUAACACUAAAUGUGCUAAAUCUAAGUUACACACUGUGGAGUGCGCAUAUAUUCGUUGCCUUCGUCCAAAUUCGAGUUCUUCGGAGUGGUCAAUAGGGUUAUAUAAUGCCGUGGCUGCUGUACGAGGGCUGACGAUGUUUAAAGAAGGCUCUUAUAAUUAUUUUUAUAAUACACUACAAAAAAAUACAACUGUAAAACCUGUUUUUGAGGUUGAAGAACUCAAAAAAAAUGUCAAAUCAAAACUUAACCAAAAAGACGAAGUUAUCAUGCAAACAGUUUGUAAAAUAAUGGAUGCUAACGCUUUUGAAGUUGUUAUUAAUCAAGUAACCAGUUUGAGAGGUCUUUAUCCAGUUGCGUCUUUUAUGAACCAUUCAUGCGUACCUAACACUAUGCAUAAUUUUGAUAAUAAACUUAGAAUGGUGGUCAAAGCAUCAGUGCCUAUAAAAAAGAAUCAAGAGAUUACUACAUCUUAUACACAUUUAAUUUGGUCGACUCCCUUAAGACAGCAUCAUUUACUAGUUUCUAAACAAUUCCUCUGCACGUGUUUUAGAUGCCGAGAUCCAAAGGAAUUCGGUACUGAAUUAGCAGCGUUAAAUUGUACAAAGAUUAAUUGUCACGGUCGCAUUCUUUCUGUUAAUCCAUUGGACAAAGCAGCCGUUUGGCAGUGUAAAGUGUGCUCAAAAUUGGUAUCGGAUACUGAAGUUGCUAUUUUGCAUAAAACAGUUGGGUCAUUACUAACAAAAAUGUACACGUUUCAUCCUAAAACUAUAGAUGCUUUCAUAGAAAAAAACAACAUAAAUAAAAACAGCCCAUUUGCAGUCGAUUUAAAACUUCAGUUCGUUUGGAAAACUAAUAAUUCAAAAAUGACACUUGAACAGUUGAUUUACAAAGAAAAUUCGUGUAUCGAUAUUUUGAAUCUUAUACAGAAACUUAAUCUAGGAAAAUGUCGUUUAAUGGGUUUAGUUAACAAAGAGUUAUUCGAAGUGAUGAACGAAAAACGAAAACGUUAUUCAUGGGACCCACAAACAUUACAAGUAUUUGAAAAAAAGAUGAAUAUUUUGAAGGAAGAAUUUACAACCAUUUUAAAUGAAUCAAUUAGAUCUAUAAAAAACGAAGAAUAACCUUCAUUGAACUUAAAUUUAUUUCAAUUUUGAUGUUAACAUUUUGUAAUGAAAAAAACACGAUUAACUUUGACUAUUUAAGACCAUAUCUAUAGUUAAUUCUUAUAAAUAAGCUGUACUUAAGUUAUUCAGACAAUAUAUCUAAAAAUAGAUUAAAUAAAACUAAUUCAUUAAAAAUUACUAUAAAUACGAUUCUUAGACACGCAUUAAUAAUUCAUGAGACGUAUUAUUUUAAAUCCUGUUUUA
Daktulosphaira vitifoliae (grape phylloxera) is the source of this 1752-nucleotide messenger RNA. Its product is annotated as SET domain-containing protein SmydA-8-like. The record is from RefSeq and is a predicted model, not a curated record. Gene Ontology annotation, molecular function: protein binding. Bases 94 to 1506 code for a protein of 470 amino acids. The transcript has 6 exons. Lineage: Eukaryota; Metazoa; Arthropoda; Insecta; Hemiptera; Phylloxeridae.